Messenger RNA from Drosophila innubila, 628 nucleotides. It is a transcript of the gene VhaM9.7-c, whose product is annotated as V-type proton ATPase subunit e. NCBI's taxonomy places the organism in Eukaryota, Metazoa, Arthropoda, Insecta, Diptera, Drosophilidae. Gene Ontology annotation, biological process: proton transmembrane transport. Gene Ontology annotation, molecular function: proton-transporting ATPase activity, rotational mechanism. Gene Ontology annotation, cellular component: plasma membrane proton-transporting V-type ATPase complex; proton-transporting V-type ATPase, V0 domain. The record is from RefSeq and is a predicted model, not a curated record. The transcript has a single exon. The coding region runs from base 140 to 397 and encodes 85 amino acids.
AAAGUUAGCAAGAGAAAGAAGCAGAUAAAAACAAAGAUAACAAGUGAAUGAAUAAUAAUAAAUUGCUGGAAACUAUUGUAAGAAAAAAUCCCCCACAACAAGGAGCCCGCACAAAUAACGUACAACAAAAGACUGUAAAAUGGGAGCCGCCGUACUGCCAAUGUUGUUUUUCACCUCGAUUUGGGCCGCAGUUGGAAUUGGUGGACCAUUUCUAACACCAAGGGGGCCGAACCAGAAGCUGAUUCAGUGCCUCCUAAUGCUGACGGCCUUUUGCUGUUGGCUCUUUUGGCUGUGCUGCUAUUUAGCCCAAAUGAAUCCGUUUAUUGGACCCAAACUCACUAAAAAUGCGGUUUAUAUCAUAUCCGAUUCCUGGAACAAUCCGCUCAAGGAAGGCUAAUGUGGAUUGUAAAUUGUGGAUUGUGAAAUGUGGCAGAAACGCAACCCACAUUUAAACUGUAUUAAUCUCCUUUACUUAAUCUCCUGGACAAUUUACCAAAAACAGUUGCAGUUACAGUUGCACUCACAGUCGCUGUCAGCUGUUAAUUAUUUUUUUAAUAAUAGUGCAAGUUGUUAACUUUGUGCAUUCCAGCGCAACAAUUGAAAUACAUGUGUAUAUUUAUAUAUUGUA